Hibiscus syriacus is the source of this 1272-nucleotide messenger RNA. RefSeq lists its product as uncharacterized. The transcript has a single exon. The record is from RefSeq and is a predicted model, not a curated record. Lineage: Eukaryota; Viridiplantae; Streptophyta; Magnoliopsida; Malvales; Malvaceae. Bases 1 to 1272 code for a protein of 423 amino acids.
AUGGAAGAACUGCAGGAAGAGCAUAUCUAUCAUUUCAGCCAUCAGCAUCCGAUACUACACACUACAGGUUCAAUUCCGGAUGGCGACAUCAUCUGUUCCGGUUGCAAGCUCAGUAUAUUACCGGCUAAUGGCUAUUACACCUGCAAAACCUGUCCUUUCUACCUUCACCAAGUGUGCUACAAUAUGCCGAGGAAAACUCGUCAUCCGAGCCAUCCCAACCACCUUUUAACCCUUCACGUCGUGCCAUCGGAUAGCGAUCGAACAUUUGAGUGUCGGGCUUGUGGACAUCCUGUCAACGGCUUCUACUACAACUGUGCAGAAUGUUGCAUUUGCUACCAUGUCUUAUGCUCAGCAUUGCCACUUUCAGUGUCAAUAACUUGUCACCUUCAUACUCUCAAACUAGAAUUUUCACCUCCUUUUGAUUUGCAAUGUGACAUUUGCCAAAAACUGGCUAUCUAUAACGGUUGGCUUUAUAGGUGUCAAAUUUGUGAGUUUGAUGCACAUCUUGCUUGUGCCAUUCUGAACCAAAUAACCCAAUCAUUUCGGCAUCCGCCCGCACUGUUGGCGGACUCUUCAACGACGAAGAUAAAGCAUUCAUCGGCAUCGUUAAUGGAGACUAAACAAAGAGAAAAUUUCAUUAAUGAAGGAACAGAAUUGAUGCAAUUGGUAUCCCUGGGUGUCACUAGGAACAACAAUGACAACACAGUAGUUGGAUGGCAUCAGAGACUGCAUGGUCCUAAGAAGAAACUUACAACAGGAAAUGGCCAGGAUGUACACACUGGAUCGACUUCUCCGGUCCGAAAAGUGCAAGAGACUGACCAAUCGAGUCUUCUUUCCUCGGACACGAGCAUGGAGCCGACGCCGAGUUACCAGUUCAGCGAUGGAUGUUUUUCCAUAGACUUGGCAGGAUCAUAUUCAAGUUUUGAUCAUACAAUUCAGGCAAGGAAGGAGUCUAAGGUUUCCGAUUCCGAUGCGACCGCUCCUGGGAAAGGUAAAGAAACAACAAUCGAGAGGAAAAACAUGCUUGAUAGGAUCACAAGCAACUUAGAACCACCGAAACAAGAAACCAUUUAUGGUAAGAAGGAAAGUUUUGAUAGUAGGAUGAGUGAGGCUUUCUUAAGCCGAAACAGAACUCAUUCGGAGGAGCAAGGGAAUCGAAAGAAACUGUCAAAUGAAUCCAGGAGCAUGCCUGGAGUUGGAAAUCAGAGCAAUAAAUCUGAAAAUGUAAGUGCAAGUAACCAUAUUUCAUGCAUUAGUUCCGAAUUUCCUUAG